Messenger RNA from Lachancea mirantina, 345 nucleotides. Lineage: Eukaryota; Fungi; Ascomycota; Saccharomycetes; Saccharomycetales; Saccharomycetaceae. The record is from the annotation of a GenBank genome assembly.
AUGUCUGAAGUCAUCGAAGGUAACGUCAAGAUCGACAGAAUCGCGCCAGGUGACGCCAAGUCUUUCCCAAAGACUGGUGACUUGGUGACCAUCCACUACGUUGGUACGUUGGAAAACGGCCAAAAAUUCGACUCCUCCGUCGAUAGAGGGUCCCCCUUCCAAUGUAACAUCGGCGUUGGUCAGGUGAUCAAGGGCUGGGACGUCGGCAUCCCAAAACUUUCUGUCGGUGAAAAGGCCAGACUUACCAUUCCAGGUCCGUACGCGUACGGCCCUCGUGGUUUCCCUGGCCUAAUCCCUCCCAACGCGACCCUCGUGUUCGACGUCGAACUCUUGAAGAUCAACUAG